CACAGAGAAGGCCAGUUUCAUUCUCAGGAAAGGACUUGUCUCUCCAGGGCCCAAGGCCCUCCAUGAUGCCCACAGCCCUGACCCCUUCUGGGACUGAGAUGGGAAGAAGGAGAAGGAGAAGGAGAGGGCAGAAGGGGAGCUCAAAGUAGCGCCUCAAGAGUUGGGCUUCCUGGAAAAAGAGGAGAAGCAGGAGAAGAAGAAGGGGCCAGCCUUGCCAAACGAAGCGGAGGAGCCGCCUGCUGCCUCCUCUCUCUGCCUUGGAGGCCCGGGGCUCCUCUUUCGGAGGGGGCUCUGAGGGGAGGCUCUGGGGGCGCCGAGGACGCCUUGGUUGGGGGACCUCCUCCUCCUCGGCUCCUUCCUCUCCUGGGCGCCGGUAUCAGCUGCUUUUGGUGGUUAGGCACAGCAGUCUUCUUUCAAUGAUGCUGGAGAAGCUGGGUUAAAGGAUAUAUUCUAAAGGCUUUGCAAGAGAGAUUCAUCCAGGCUCCUGAGAGGCGGGAGCAAGUAGGCUCCCUGUGAAAUAAGGAAGGGGAAAGAAACAGGAGAUUUUAAAACCACAAGCAAAUCAGAGAGGCAGCUGCUUGUUGCUGCUGCUGCAAUGAACUGGCUGGAGGAACCAAACUGGCAGCUUCAGGUUUCCUUGCUCAUGCUGCUCUCCAUACACACCAAGGGGAAUUUCCUAGACAGCAGACCCUUGAGGAGUUCUGGUAAAAUAAACAUGGAACCCAGGAAAGAGGAUGGUGGGAGUACAGCUGCUCCUCCCCAGAAGAUGUUGUGGUGUCACUGCCAUCACUACUGUCCUGAAAACUCAAAAAACAACACCUGCAGUACUGAUGGCUACUGCUUUGCCAUGAUAGAAGAUGACGACUCUGGAGGACAGACCUUCACCACAGGCUGUAUAGGAUUAGAAGGCUCUGAUUUCCAAUGCCGGGACACUCCAUUGUCACAACCAAGGAGAUUAAUUGCAUGUUGCACAGAUCAAAAUUUCUGUAAUAAGGAUCUUCAUCCUACUCUGCCACCACUGGAAGGUCGAGGUUUCGCAGAAGGAAAUGCUCACCACAAGGCCUUGCUGAUUUCAGUUACUGUUUGUAGUGUACUCCUUGUGCUUAUCAUCAUAUUCUGUUAUUUCAGGUAUAAAAGGCAAGAAAGCAGGCCUCCUCGUUACAGCAUUGGACUCGAACAAGACGAGACUUACAUUCCUCCUGGAGAAUCCUUGAAAGACCUCAUUGAACAGUCUCAGAGCUCAGGAAGUGGUUCUGGGCUCCCUCUGCUGGUGCAACGGACUAUAGCAAAACAGAUUCAGAUGGUGAAGCAGAUUGGUAAAGGUCGCUAUGGGGAGGUCUGGAUGGGAAAAUGGCGAGGAGAAAAGGUGGCUGUCAAAGUCUUCUUCACCACCGAGGAAGCCAGUUGGUUCCGAGAGACAGAAAUCUAUCAGACUGUUCUGAUGAGACAUGAAAACAUUUUAGGUUUCAUUGCUGCAGACAUUAAAGGCACAGGGUCUUGGACUCAGUUGUACCUUAUAACUGACUAUCAUGAGAAUGGAUCCUUGUAUGACUACCUGAAAUCCACAACCUUGGACACAAAAGCCAUGCUUAAGCUAGCAUAUUCCUCUGUCAGUGGAUUGUGCCACUUGCACACGGAGAUCUUCAGUACUCAAGGCAAGCCAGCUAUUGCCCACCGGGACCUCAAAAGUAAAAACAUUUUAGUAAAAAAGAAUGGAACCUGUUGUAUAGCAGACCUUGGCUUAGCAGUUAAAUUUAUUAGUGAUACAAAUGAGGUGGACAUUCCACCAAAUACAAGAGUAGGAACAAAACGGUACAUGCCUCCUGAGGUCUUGGAUGAAAGCUUGAAUCGGAAUCAUUUCCAAUCAUAUAUCAUGGCCGAUAUGUACAGUUUUGGACUCAUCCUUUGGGAAAUAGCACGGAGAUGUGUUUCAGGAGGUAUAGUUGAAGAAUAUCAGCUUCCAUAUCAUGACCUUGUUCCCAGUGACCCUUCAUAUGAAGACAUGAGGGAAAUAGUAUGUAUUAAGAAGUUACGGCCAUCUUUUCCAAACAGGUGGAGCAGUGAUGAGUGCUUAAGACAAAUGGGCAAACUAAUGACAGAAUGCUGGGCUCACAACCCUGCUUCUCGGCUCACAGCCCUGCGAGUAAAGAAAACACUUGCCAAAAUGUCAGAGUCACAGGACAUUAAGCUCUGAUUCAGCUGACGAAAGGCUCCUCAUUACUAAGGUUCAGAAAAAUGGACUUUCCUUCAUGUUUCAAAGAGACAGGAAGAAGAAUUGCAAAGCUCUCACUAAUAUAAACCUUGAAUGCAGACAUUUGACAAAGCAUCUGCAUACACAUGCGCACACACAACCUUUCCAGGGGAAAGAAAUGUGGCUCAAACAAGAAUGACCCAAAGAAGAAGACAUUUUGCCUCUUCUGGGAGUGACCAGAGAAACAGUGUCGACAACUGCUUCAAGAUUGUGCAUGCUGCUUUCUGCGAAAGCACCUAUUAUUAAUAUUGUUCUUAUUGUUGUUGUUGUUCUUUGGAUGGUUUAAUUUUGAUGAAAAUGAACCUUUGCAGAUAUAAAGUACAAGAAAAAGAAUUAUAUUGUAAUACUAAAAGAAAAAAAUUGAAACUUCACCAGAAUUCUAAAGAAAAGUUGCUAUUCUUUCCUAUUAUCAAAAAAAGUAAAAAAACGUUGGUUGCACUUCAAGAUAACCCCAAACCCAUUGCAGUGAGAAAUGAGACAAGACUGCAAUAGAAUGUGUCUUAAAAGUGAUGGUCUACACACCUCUGAAUGUAAUUUGACAUGCCAUGUCAGAGGAAUCUGUUAGAAAGAUUAUACCAUGUAGAAAUCACCUGAAUUGCUGCUAAGCAGUGCCUUACACAUCUGGGGCUAUUCUCUUGCAGUUUCCUCUACAUAAGUCUUUAACAUUGCCAGUUAAGAAAAUGCCACCAAAAGCAAUAAUAGAAAAAUCUUUUGGGGAUCCCUUUCCAAAACAACAGCUGAUUGGACACAUUGGCUUAGAUCCUACUUAAACUGGAGGUUUAGGAAAAUAAAGGUGAAGGAAGUUCAUCAAAGAGGCAGGGAAUAUGAUCAUAGUCAGCUGGCCAAAGCUUUUCUGGCACACCUGUGACCACUUACCAGUUGUUCAGAUUGAGAGUACAGUUGUGCAUGGGUGCUGUGUGGUGGCUGUUACAUGGCAUGGCAAAAUCACUGCAAAGAAGGCACUAGAUACCACCCUUUGCAACACUGGAAAAAGUAGUUGUGGCAUCACAGCCUUGCUAGUACAAUCCCAUCAUAAUAGUAUAAGUCAUCAAGAAGAUUCCAGCUACUCUGCACAGAUUCCAAUGGAAUCAAUGAAAAUAUAGCUUUGGCUUUUACAGGGGUUUUGCAAGGGACAUCAGUGGAGAAUUUUGCCUUAAGAGGCAGCUUGGUUUUCUGGUACAUCUUAUAUUACUGUAUUUUGAAGCUAAUGUGAAUUAUGAAAUGUAAUUCUUUAGUAACCUUUCAUUUACUGGUGAUGUAACUGGUAAAGAAAGCUACUCCCAGAGGUGCAUUAAAACCCUUUUUGCCUUAAGAUAAUUGAGUUAAGACUACAAACAAUGUUGACAAAAGGAAGAGUAUUGUUUAAAAUGUAUCAGAAAAUGGGAGGUUAUAAUUGAAUAGUUAAAGUAGAUCUGCAGUCUGUUUUUAAACAGCCAAGAUUGAUUUGAAAAGAACACUUUCUUUCCGGUUUGCAUUAAAGAGAAAAUUCUAAGGCCUUUUUUAUUAUUAUUCUGAAGAAGGUUUUUAUAUGGUAUUAUUAGGCUGGAUGCUUCUUUCUGUUUUUGCCCAAAUUUCCAAAGAAGUCAUUGGGAGAAAAGCCAAAUGCACAGAACCUCUGUCUGUCUGUCUGCCUGUCUGUCUGUCUCUCUCCUCCUCCUCCUGCCCCCCCCCUCCUCACAGUGAUGGAUAAUAUAUUGUCCAUCCCUCACUGUUGACUGUAUUGGCUUGGAAAAGUGUGAGUUCUUGUCCAACAUCAUAUGAAGACCCACACAUUCCCCACCACUGCUCUAUACAAAAUUUUGCCAUGCGAUUUAUCCCCUUGGUAAUGUUGAUCAAGACACAGCAUGUCAUUGAACUCAUGCUUUUCAUGUUUUGAGCAGGGCUCCAAGGAGCUGUACGAUAUGAAACCUGUGUCAGGACUUCUCAGGAUUUAUGAGUGCCUCUGCUGUCAAACUGAGAGGUGGCAGUCUUUUCAGUGCAGUAUGCUGAAGUAGGAAACAAAAUGUGGCAAGGUUUUAUGUACACUGAGGGAGGCCUACCUACCAGCUCUUUGAAUCCUAACCUUGUUCUUAGAACUUUUCUUACACUUCUUUAUAAUUCUGUUUCCUGGAUUUGUGCUCUUUUAAAAGAAAAAAAAAUGUCAGAUUGUUGUGGCUUUUUAACAGCAGACAUGCUUUUUUGUAACAUUUUCAUUUGGAAAGUCCUUUUAAAAUGACUCUUAAAACUCUAGGGGGCACCACAGAGCUUUGAAUUUUAAGAGCAGUGGGCUCAGUUAGUCACAGCAAAAGCAAAACUCUACACUGACAGCCUAGAUUUUAAUGGUAUGAUCAGACUUCCUUCCUCUUUGCAAGGGUAGUACAGUAAAUAUAAGAUUUAACAUAUUGUGGAAAGAGCAUAGUGCUUGAAGUUAAAUACUUUUGUUUCAAAAUACU
Messenger RNA from Sceloporus undulatus (fence lizard), 4683 nucleotides. It is a transcript of the gene BMPR1B, whose product is annotated as bone morphogenetic protein receptor type 1B. Gene Ontology annotation, cellular component: plasma membrane; signaling receptor complex. The transcript has 13 exons. Gene Ontology annotation, molecular function: transforming growth factor beta receptor activity, type I; ATP binding; SMAD binding. Bases 596 to 2194 code for a protein of 532 amino acids. The record is from RefSeq and is a predicted model, not a curated record. NCBI's taxonomy places the organism in Eukaryota, Metazoa, Chordata, Lepidosauria, Squamata, Phrynosomatidae. Gene Ontology annotation, biological process: dorsal/ventral pattern formation; protein phosphorylation; cellular response to growth factor stimulus.